AUGGCUUUACCAAGUCAAUACGGUUUUACCGAGGAGAAGUCAUGUUUAACCAGCCUGGCGGCCUUCCAUGAGGCCAUAACCGGGCGGACAGAUGACUGCAGAGCAGUGGGUGCCUUUACCUCGAUCUCAGUGAGGCGUGUGACGCUCCCGCAGCCUCUGGCGGCCGGACUGGGCCGUGCGCGCUGGGGGGCCAGGCCGGGCGGGGCUGGGAACCGGCUGAAGGGAGCGAUCCAGCUAUGGGAUACAGCAGGCCAGGAGCGCUUCAGAAAGAGCAUGGUGCAGCACUAUUACAGGAAUGUACAUGCUGUUGUGUUUGUGUAUGAUAUGACAAACAUCGCUAGUUUUCACAGUCUGCCUUCAUGGAUAGAGGAGUGCAAACAACACCUUCUUGCCAAUGAUAUCCCACGGAUUCUUGUUGGAAAUAAAUGUGACCUGAGAAGCGCUAUUCAGGUACCCACGGACUUGGCCCAGAAGUUUGCUGAUACUCACAGUAUGCCGUUAUUUGAAACCUCUGCCAAAAACCCCAAUGACAAUGACCAUGUGGAGGCCAUAUUUAUGACACUGGCUCACAAGCUUAAAAGUCACAAGCCAUUAAUGCUUAGUCAACCCCCAGAUCGUGAUGAAAUACAUAUAAAGCCUGAAUCAAAGCCUGCCAUGACCUGUUGGUGUUAA
Chaetura pelagica (chimney swift) is the source of this 672-nucleotide messenger RNA. RefSeq names its product RAB33B, member RAS oncogene family (gene RAB33B). The record is from RefSeq and is a predicted model, not a curated record. The coding region runs from base 1 to 672 and encodes 223 amino acids. NCBI's taxonomy places the organism in Eukaryota, Metazoa, Chordata, Aves, Apodiformes, Apodidae. Gene Ontology annotation, cellular component: Golgi apparatus; endosome. The transcript has 2 exons. Gene Ontology annotation, molecular function: GTP binding; GTPase activity.